Molecule: messenger RNA, 546 nt
Organism: Lodderomyces pseudojiufengensis
Lineage: Eukaryota; Fungi; Ascomycota; Pichiomycetes; Serinales; Debaryomycetaceae
Gene: GCV3
Product: glycine decarboxylase subunit H
Exons: 1
Coding region: 1-546 (181 amino acids)
Biological process (GO): protein lipoylation; glycine decarboxylation via glycine cleavage system
Cellular component (GO): glycine cleavage complex; mitochondrion; cytoplasm
Source: RefSeq, a predicted model, not a curated record
AUGUUCAAAUCAUUAUUAAGACCAUCAUCAAUUGCUUUACGUACAUCAAUUGUUUCAAAUCAAUCAAUAAAUUUAUUCAAAACUUUUACAACUCAAACCCCACAAUUUUAUAAAGCAAAUAAAGAAGAUCAUGCAUAUCCUUAUUUACAUGAAAAAAAACCAAUAGAUACAAAAUUUACUGAAGAACAUGAAUAUGUUAAAUUAUAUGAUGAUAAUUCAGCAUUAUUAGGAAUUACACAAUAUGCAGCACAAGCAUUAGGUGAUGUUACAUUUGUUGAAUUACCAGAAUUAGGUGAUAGAAUUGAAAAAGGUGAUACUAUAGGAUCAAUUGAAUCAGUUAAAAGUGCAAGUGAAAUUUAUAGUCCUGUUUCUGGAGAAAUUUUGGGUAUAAAUACAAUUUUAGAAAGUGAACCAGGAUUAAUUAAUGAAGAUCCUACAAAUGAAGGUUGGAUUGCUCAUAUUAAAUUAGAUGAUCCAAAAGAAAUAACUGAUAGUGAUUCAUUAUUAAGUGAAGAAGAUUAUACUAAAUCUUUAAAAGAAGAUUAA